CGCCAUUCAUCCAACCGCAGCAUAGCGACCGAGCUUGGCUUGGGAGCUGAGGGAGAACCGCAGCCACUUAAAGGAGAAGCGAGAGCUGGAAAUAUACGGCUGGAAGUGGCGAGUUUCUGAAGAAAUGUUUUUUGGAGACCCUGGAUAACAGAUAGAGGCAGUCAGAAGAGAGGGCGAGGGUUGUGCGGAGCACAACUGAGGGAGAACUGAGGGAGAGAGAGAGGGGUCUGCUCCUAGUUAACAAGCGUAAGCUGGGUUGGCUCACUUGCUAAGCUAACAGGCUAACGCAGCAACAGCGCUAACGUUGGCUAGCUAGGUUAGCGUAAACAUGGUGGACAGCAGCAGCAGCAGGCACUGAGGAGGGGAACUCCAGCAUGUUUUGUUGUUUUGGUUUUUGGAGGAGUUUGUUUUUGCGGGGGUGGACGUGGAAUAGACGUAGCUUGGUGUAAUUUUCUCUCAGUUUUCUUUGAAGAACUUUUGUUAGUGUUAGUAUUUUAGGGUUCCUGUUUUAGACUUAGUUAACUAAGCUAGCUUAGGUUGCUAAGUUACUUCUCUUCAUAGAGAAAAAGUCUAGCUGAAACUUUUUGGAACAGCCUGAGUUUGCAACUUGUCUAGGUUAGCUAACUAGGUAGCUAAUGUGUGUAAUGUUUCGGAGUUGAUUCUUAGUUUAUUUUAAAAUAGCUAAACAACUCUUUAUUUCAUAAGCACAGAGUAUUUUUACCCUUUUUUAAUUUAGCUAAGCAACUCUCUUUCAUAAGCCUAGUCUUUUUUUUCUCUUACUUUUUUUUAAAAAAAUAUUUAGCUAAACAACUCUUUAUUUCAUAAGCACAGUUUUUUUUAUUUUUAUUUUUUUACUUUUUUAUAUUUAGCUAGAUAACUACAGUGCUCACGGCUGUAGCUGUUGGUAGGCUGUUGGUAGGCUGCUCCUGCCUGGUGGACGGAUUCUGCCAGGAUGCUCCGUUGUAAACUGUAGGAUCUGUGGUGGAAUCUGUAGGAGCAGAAGGGAAUACUGUUGGAAUACCCUGGAAUACCCUGAAAUAUAAUGGAUUAUCCCCAGAUUCCCAGACCCAGAAACGCACACACCUCGCUCCUCAGCAGUUAAUGGCACUUGGGCGCUGUUUUAGCGUUGGAUCAGCCCGAAAACUACACAUGCUUCUUCGCCGUCAAAUUGAUCUACAAGACUCAACGUUAGCGGGCAUAUUACAUGGAGACUAGUUGGACAUGCCAAGGAAGGAGUUACCAUUGCCAGAGGGUUGGGAAGAAGCCCGAGAUUUUGACGGGAAGGUCUACUACAUAGACCAUAUCAACCACACUACCAGCUGGAUUGACCCCAGGGAUAGGCAGACCAAGCCCCUGACCUUCGCUGACUGUAUUGGAGAUGAGUUGCCUGUGGGCUGGGAGGAGGCCUAUGAUCCUAAAAUUGGAGCAUAUUAUGUUGACCACAAUACAAAGAGCACCCAGCUGGAGGACCCGCGGGCGCAGUGGCAGCAUGAACAGGAGUGCAUGCUGCGGGAGUACCUCGACGUGGCCAAGGAUGCACUGAGCGCCCAGAAGGAGAUCUACCAGGUCAAAGAAGAACGACUCCGCCUGGCCCAGCUAGAGUUUCGGCAGCUCAAUGAUGCCUGGAGGGACAAGUCCUCUUCACAGACCAGCUUAAAUUCCAGAUCCUCAUCAAGCAGUAAAUAUGAUCCUGAAAUUCUCAAGGCGGAGAUUGUGACUGCGAAAAGUAGGGUAAAUAAGCUGAAGAGAGAUCUGGCCUAUAUGAGGCAGGAACUGCUUUAUAAGGAGCAGGGGUUUGAAACACUGAAAGAAAUCGACCAUAAGGUGUCAAGCACUUCAUAUGGCUUCAAGCAGCAUGAAGCCCAGGCCAUCCUGAAGGAGGUCAGGACCAUUAAAGAUGCCAUUAGCUCUGGAGAGAGGGAGAAGCAGGAGCUCAUUCAGAAACUAGCUGUGUUGAAGGAUGGCUUCCAGCUAGACUAUGGCUCUCAGUCUGAACUGUGGGCCAGCAGCCCCUCCCUCGCCAAUUCAAAUCUGUCACUUCCUCGCCUCUACUCGGAUGCGGAGUCCCAGACAGACAUACCUGCUGAAUUCGUUUCAAGCUCCAAUAAGCUGGCUGAGAAGGUACGACUGAGUUUGAAGUAUGAAGAGGCAAAAAGGAGAAUUGCUAACAUAAAGGUCCAGAUAGCAAAACUGGACAGCGAAGCAUGGCCGGGCUUGCUGGACCCUGAGAGGGACCGUCUGAUCCUCAUCAACGAGAAGGAGGAGCUGUUGAAGGAACUGCAGUACGUGAAGCCCUGCAAGCGCGCACCCAACGAUGCUGAGAAGAUCGAGACUGAGAAGAAGCGACUGGAGCAAGACCUGCAGGCUGCACGCGACAACCAGAGCAAAGCGCUAACUGAGAGGUUGAGGUUGCACUGCAAGAGGAGCAAGUUGGUGAAGGAGCUGGAGGAGGUAGUGAGGCAAGCUUCCUCACUUCACACCCAACUAAAGAGCCUGUCAGCCAGCAACCUGUCGUGUUCCUCAGGCAGCAGCCGUGGCUCGCUUACCUCCAGCCGAGGCUCUUUGGCCACUUCAAGCCUCGGCUCGUCCUCCUCGCUCAGCUUCACCGACUUCUACCUAGAGCAGCCUGAGCUGUGUGACCCAGACUUUCAGGUCAAGUUGGACUCGCUGCUGCAGGAGGGCUCCUCGUCCAGCUACAGACCCUCUAGCUCCAUAACUACCAUCCACGAGAACGAGGUGUCGUCUGGACCAGCGAGUGGCAGCCUGGGUCCUGGCCAGCGAGUGCAGGGCGUCCUGCGCUUGUCUGAGACGCCGCGCUCCAUGAGCUCUCUCUCGCCGCGCUCUUCCCUCUCCUCACUUUCGCCACCCUGUUCGCCCCUUGUCCCCGACGCCUCCUUCCUGCCCGGAGAGGCCUUCCCGGGCCCGCCCUCGCACCUUGACCUGGAGCUGCAGGCCCGGCUCGCUGAGUUGCGGCUGGAAGGAGAGCAGCAGCUUGCUCAGUUAGCCUUUCGCGACGCUAAGCAAGACAACAGCACAGCUCCUGGGGAGCCUCCUAAAGAUGUUAUUACGCAAACGAAGGUUUUGGGGCCCGGCUCAAAGAAGGUGGGCGUAAUGUCGGCGGUGUCUGAUGAAUCAGUGGCAGGAGACAGUGGAGUGUACGAGGCUUCGGAGAAAAGGCCUGGAAUCCCUGCAGAGCAGCUGCUUGGCUAUGAUGAAGGAGGAUCAGUCAGCUGCGCUCAGAUUAGACUGGGGAUGAAGUACGAAGUUAAGGAGAAUCGGUUUGCUGUUUUUAUCAUGGAGCUGAUCAACUGCAGCACUCUGUCCUUGCCUGCCAACCGAAACAUGUACGUUCGGCUGGUGGUACUGCCCUGCCCAGAAGCCACUCGCUGCCUUUUCCGCACCCGUGGCUCGCUGCCCGACGACACUGUAGAGCUGAAUGAAGUGUUCGGGGUGCAGCUGUCUCCUGUCGCCCUCAGACAGAAGACCCUUCGUGUCGAUGUGUGCUGUACCAGCAAGUCUGGAAGAGAAGAGUGUCUGGCUGGUGCUCAGAUAAGUCUGGCUGAUGUGGACUGCUCAGAAGAGUGGUGUACCAAGUGCUAUAACCUCCUCAACUACAUGUACAUUACGGACAUGGAUGGCAAGCGCAGAGAGCCAGGGCCCUCUAUUCAGCCAGAGAAGGUUACAUCCAGCACCACAGAAAACCCAGCAGCUAACAUGGAGAACGCACCUGAGGAAGACUGGCCCACGGAUCCUCUGGAGGGGGACGUCUUUGUGGAUGGGGUGGAUCUUGACAUUGAAGGGGAGGAGUUCUACCCUGAAGGUUGCCAGUGGGAGGUGGAGGAGGAGGAUGAGGAAGAGGAGGAGGAUGAGGAGGCAGAGGCAGCGGCAGGCAAGCCUAGUCCAGCGGCAGCUAUUCCAGAAAAGGUGAAUAAGGAGACGAGCAUGGAUGGCCUCCCCAACGCUGCUUCUGUGGUCCGGCCAAAGGAGCGGCGACCUGAGGUCAACCAGCAGAAUCCUUUUGUGAGGGGUAACACUAUAAUCCGCUCCAAGACCUUCUCCCCAGGACCCCAGAGCCAGUAUAUCUGCAGGAUUAACCGCAGUGACAGCGACAGCUCCACGUUGUCCAAGAGGUCUCCAUUUGUCCGUAAUGCAUCAGAGAGACGCAGUGUCCGCAUGAAAAAGCCACCAAUGCAGGUGCGUGGUCUGGAAGGCGUUCUGCGGACCUCCCUGGACCUGGAGCUGGAGCUGCAGGUGUCUCGGACGCGUCACAACCGUCUGAGUGAGGAGCUGCAUGUCCUUCGGCAGCUGAAAGAACAGCUGGAGAGCGCGCGGCAGCUGGGCCAGCGCAGCCUUCCCACCUGGGUGCAGGAGGACGAACGCUUUCGCCUGCUGCUCUCGCAAGCUGAGAGACAGACUCAAGAGGAGCAGCUGCAGGAACAGAAGGUGGAGAAGAUGAUGCGGACGGCAGCUAAGGAAGUGCACAAGAUUCGCGGGCAAAGCCGUAAAGAGGGGCCUGAAGUCCAGUCUUUCAGAGAGAAGAUGGCCUUUUUCACCCGAGCUAAGAUAAACGUUCCUGACCUGCCAGCUGACGAUGUAUAGAGGAUCUAAAGUAUUUCCAAGUCUUAAACUGCUGUUUCCGUGAAGAAAAAGCUGACCUCUGGUGGUAUUAUGAAGAAUGAAGAAUUAUGCAGAAAAAAAAGUGUAUAUUCAGUAGGAAGAGAAUGUUAUUUUAAAACACUGGGUUUAAAGCUCUCAAGUCAGAAUCUGUAGAUUUUUGUUUUCCUUGUAUUUGUUUUGUUAAUUUUUUAGCUAGUACCAACAACAGCAUUUUAUUUUGAAUUUUGUGCUCUUUUUUUUUGCUGUCCAUAGCAAUGUUUCUUCUGUUACUAAUAAUUGUAUAUUGGUAUCUGUACUAGGUAUUUUUGUGGUAGUCGAUCAUUCCAAAACACCAGUGUGUUGUUUUUACAGAGGUGACGAGGAGGACAGUUGCUCUGUUGAUUGGGCAAAACCGCUUACUGCAAAACUCGUAUACAUGAUGUGAAUACGGAUCCUUACGGUACUUUCAUGAUUCAUAGCACAAGAGUUAGGAAAUCACUACUUGGACGCUUGUCAGUAUGAGUGAAUUAGGUGGAAACCGGUUCUGCCAGUGAGGUCUCGAACACAAGCAGGCACAUGCUUCCGCCAAGAGGACUGGCUCUGUUCUUUUCACAUAUAACCUAACUGAUGAUGAUGAUGAUGAAGAAAAUAAUGUACAAAAGAUUGCUAACUUUAGCAGACAUAGACAUAAACAAACAAACGAAAGUACGAAUAACAGUAGCCCAGAGCUCUUCUACUUCUUCUUCUUCUUUUUUUUUUCCCUUAACGGGUAGCUAGUUGUAACUCUGUGCAACAUUCAAUCCAGCAGGUUCCCAGCCCAGUGUUCCCAAUGUUGUUUAAUGCACGAGUAUCACAUGAUUGUCAUUGAGGCACAGCACGUUAACCAGUGGCCACAGUCUCAGCAAUUAAGUAUGUAGAAACUGCACUUAGUCCCACAGCCUCUCAGGUAGAUUCUUGGCUAGUUUAUGCACUUUAAUAGAAAGUAAUCAGAGAGCGGGCAGCGCUAAUGUGGCACAUUGGGGUGGCACUCGUGAGCACACAGACGUGAAUGAAGGCCUGAUGGUUUUUUUGUUUGUUUGUUUUUUGCUUAUUGCCCAGGAAGUGAACUCAAUUCAUCUCUUAAAAAUGCAUUUGCGAACCAAUUCGAUGUUUUGUUAAUUAUUAUUAUAAUUAUUUUACUUCUCUUUUAUUCUAUCAUUUUAUUUCUAAUUUUAUUUCUAUUUUUUCUUCCCAUUUUCUUCCUAAUUUACACGGACAGUUUACCCAACCCACUCAUAAGGACUCCCCCUAUCAAUAGUAAUGUCUCUAUGCUCUCUCAGGGCUCCGGAAGCCAAAGGCAAGCUACAUGAACAGGAUUCGAACCGGUGAUCUCCUGAUCAUAGUGGCAGCGCUUAGACUGCACCGAACCACUCUGAGCCCCCCCUCUCUUUUAUUCUAAAUGCUUGACUCGAUUUGCUUCAAGGACUUACCAGGAAAUAUAUAUAUAUCGUUAUUGAAUUCCAGACUUGAUUGCUUUAAUGCAUUCAGAACUUGCUGUGCAGGAAGUCCAGUUCAAGGCUAAUCAUCUCCUAAUCAGUUGUGUAAUUCCCCCUCCCCGACACAUUCUUUCAAAUUGAGCAUCGCUGGGCUUUCUGGCUGCGGAGUGCAUCUCCACUCUCAGCACAUGGCGCACAUCCUCUGGAGGAGGGUCGUGAUGUCACUGCUAAUGAAAUAUGGAACUGGAUCAUUCAGAGUGGCAAAACAGCGGCAGCAGCAGAGCUGGAGUUGAGAGCUCGAUGCUUCAGAGCUCUCAGAGCCUUUCACUCGCGUUCCCCUGCACACUACACUUUAAUAAUGCAUAGUGAGCUUGUUACGUAACUCUGUGGAUCUGUGUGUUUAUCCUUUCCGACUCGAGUCCCUCUGCUGCAAACUGAAUUCUCACACUGAAUUAAUUCAGAUCAUUUCAGCUCAGUCCAGUCCAGUAGUAGUCAUUCAGUUGUGCUUAUUGGAGUGAUUGGAUAGGUAUAUGUAUAGCCCUUAAAAAAAUUGAGAGAUCACUUCUUUUUCUGAAUCAGUUUCUCUGAUUUUGCUAUUUAUAGGUAUAUAUUUGAGUAAAAAUGAACAUUGUUGCUUUAUUCUAUAAACUACGGACAACAUUUCUCCCACAUUCCUAAUAAAAAUAUUGUCAUUUAGAGCAUUUAUAUGCAGAAAAUGGGAAAUGGCUGAAAUAACCAAGAUGAUGCAGAGCUUUCAGACCUCAAAUAAUGCUAAGAAAACAAGUUCAUAAAAAUCAAUAUUUGGUGGAAUAACCCUGGUUUUUGAUCAAAAUUUAAUGCAGCUUGGAAUGUUCUCCUCCACCAGUCUUACACACUGCUUUUGGAUAACUUUAUGCCACUCCUGUUAACAAAUUUAAGCAGUUCUGCUUGGUUUGAUGGCUGUGAGCAUCCAUCUUCCUGUUGAUUAUAUUCCAGAGGUUUUUAAUUUGGUAAAAUCGAAGAAACUCAAAAGUUUUAGGUGGUCUCUUAUUUUUUUUUUCCAGAGCUGUAUAUACCCAACUGGCAAUAAUAAGUAGGGAUAGUCUGGAGGACAACUUGUAUAAAGCACUACUCAGUUAAUUUGUGUACAUGUAACUACACUACAUGGAAUUUAGGCUCCCCCUGCUGGUCCAUCCUUAGCAUUUACACUAACUGAUGCCCCUUUUUUCUUUCUAUAUUUUUUUUGGCUGUUGCCAGCAAUAGGUUCCUCCUGUCUCCUUCCAGUUCUGAAUUCCAAACAACCACUAAUGCCUUUGUAAUAAUAAUAAUAAUAAUAAUACUCAUAAUAAGCACUCGACAUGCGGAAUACUUUUUAAAACUACAGCCACACUCCUAUAUACUCCCUAUUUGUACUUGGAAACUUCAUGACUCAGCACCAGCCAGCUUAUUUAGAAAUUCCAACAAGACAAAUCCUAAAGCCUUCAGUUUAAGUCCCAGCAUUGCACACACGUGCAUGUGGCGCCUGGUGGUAAUAUUCUCCGCCCAGGGACGGGUGCGUGUGUUCAGAACCCGUUUCUGCUCUCCUUGGGUGACCUUUUUCUUGCAGAAAGAACUGGACACGUGCCUUUGACCCCUGUGAACUCCAACUAAAUUAGUUUCCCCACUAUACUGUUGUUUCCUUUGCCUUGCACCUUGAGAUAUAAAAGAAAAGACAAAGACAAAACCAGCAAAUACUGUCCCAGUCAGCACCUUUCCAUUCAGAACAAGGCCCAUUGGAAAGAAUUGAGUUGAGUCUGAAAGCUUUACAUUUAACCAAAUAUCUCUAAUGCCUCUAGUUUGAGCUUUUUUAUUUAAAAAAACAAACAAACUAAUAAAUAAUGAGCACCAGCAUUCUCAAUCAUCUCCCAGCUCAGGCUUAUGAGAGUUCAGAGAGUAAGGCCCAGACUUCUGGGAAGUUUUUCUUUUCUUUUUUUUCUAAAUCCAUUCUCGCUUGGCAUUCUGUUUUGCCCCUUUUUUUCACACAAGCUGCGUUCCAAAUUCAAGGCUGUGUUCCGUGGUGGGGUGCAUUUUUUUUUUAGCCACUAUACGUCAUAGAAGGCUCCUUUGUAUACAGCUAAGAUAUGCACCUGACAUUCAGGAUGAUUUGAAGGACACAACUGAUGUAUCCUUCAUUAUAGCCAACAGUCACCCACAAAUCAAUGCAUACAUUCAGCAAAAAUUGCAAAAAUGGUGGGAAAUAUAGACUCUUGAGCAGAGUUAGCUUUAAAUUCAGAAAGUAAUUCUUUAGAAAACACUCCUACUGAGGAUCUACCCUACUUUGACUGCAGCCUAUAGUUUGGAACGCAGCUACAGAUUGUAGAUUAGACUAAGUUACUGAUUGCUCUAGGCUCAUUUGUGUAGGCUUCUCCAGAUCCACUGGUUCAGUACACGAAGUUACUACCACUGCACACCUGGCCCAGGGCCUUUAAGCUACGGUACAAACGAAAGCAUGAAACUGAAGCCUUUUGGAAAAAUCUUAAUCCUUUACGUAUUUUUGUUUUGUGGAAUGUCCGUCUGUUUGAAGAGUUUGGAGACGAAUGUGAGGAUAGAAAUGUUUCCCUUUAAACAACCUGCACUGUUGUUAGCAGCUGAAUGUGAAUUGUUACAUGGAAACACUACACUCUAGUUUUCUGUAGUGAACUGGAAGAAGAACAGCACACGGUUAAAAUAAAUAAAGUGGCAGCCUGUGGAGGAUGAGCGACCCUUCCGAUCGACUAGGUGCUCUUUUUACUCUCUGAUCCAAGGCUCUGACACGUCGCUUAUCUAACACUCUGUAUGUGUUUUUAUGUUCUGUUGACUGUGCGGUCAUUGUAAUCAUGUGCAAAUCAUGUAGGACUCGCUUUAGAUAACCAUGAGAUUAAACAAGAAAAAAAAAAGAGAAACAAAUCACCAUCAGUAACUGAUGCUGGUAGUGAUGACUGAUUUGUCGUUCAUGUAGACUUACAAUAGGAUUCUUGUUUUCAGAGCGUAUUUUUGAUUCUUUUUAAAUCGGACGUUUCAGUGCUGAUGGAAGAAGAACUUGGUCUUUCCACAGAGGCGGAUUGGAGAAAAUACAGCAUGUAUUUAUUGCACUUUUGUGAUUUGGGUGUGCUGUUUUUCUUUUCUUGUGAGACUUACGAAAGCUGUGAAUUUUAUCAUCAACACUGUACUGUCAACGAAAAUUGUAAAUAUGUCACCAGCACAAGAAUAUGUUUUGUAGUUUCACAACAAAUAUAAAAAAAAGUUCUUUUCUUCUAA
Messenger RNA from Astyanax mexicanus (Mexican tetra), 9326 nucleotides. RefSeq names its product WW and C2 domain containing 1 (gene wwc1). NCBI's taxonomy places the organism in Eukaryota, Metazoa, Chordata, Actinopteri, Characiformes, Acestrorhamphidae. Gene Ontology annotation, cellular component: cytoplasm. The record is from RefSeq and is a predicted model, not a curated record. Gene Ontology annotation, molecular function: molecular adaptor activity; kinase binding; hydrolase activity, hydrolyzing O-glycosyl compounds. Gene Ontology annotation, biological process: cell migration; carbohydrate metabolic process; regulation of DNA-templated transcription. Bases 1222 to 4599 code for a protein of 1125 amino acids. The transcript has 22 exons.